AUGGCAGACACAUCAAACUCACAGCAAAUAGUUUCACUAGAAUAUCCCGUUCAAGUUCAUCCUGGUUUUCCAAUAUUACCACGAAUUUUACCAACAAAUCAUUCAGUAGAACAAGAAAAUUCAUCAUCAUCAUCAGCUACUAAUAAUGUUGAUGUUGAAUGUGAGAAACUACCUAUAGAUGUAAAAGAUUUUUGGAUUAAACUUCGUGAACAUCUUAACAACGAAAGAUUAGAAUCAUAUGAUAAACAUGGAAAUCAGAGAACAUCAAAUAAAGUUGUACGAAUUUUUGUUUCAUCAACAUUUACAGAUUUUUUUAAUGAACGUGAAGUUCUUAUUAAAAAAGUAUUUCCUGCAUUACGUGAUGAGAUGGGACCAGCCGGUAUUCAAAUAAUUGACUGUGAUCUUCGAUGGGGUGUUCCGAAAGAUUCAACAACUGAACAAACAAUAUUAGCAUGUCUUGAAGAACUCGAUCGAUGUUUAGAAGAUAAUGGUCAACCAUUUUUUAUUGGACUUAUUAGUGAUAAAUAUGGUUGGGUUCCGAAAUUAAAUGAUUUACCAAAACAUAUAACUGAAACAUAUCGUUGGAUUGAUGGUGCAUCGAUAACAUUAAUGGAAUUUAUUCAUGGUGCAUUUCGUAGAAAUAAUCCAAAUGCGUUUUUUCUUAUACGAAAAUCGGAAGAUCUUUUGGCAAAUCUUCCUGAAAAAUAUAAUGAUAAAUUUCGUGAUAAAGAUGAAUUAAGUCAAAAACAAGUAAAAGAAUUAAAAUGUCAAUUAUCAGAAAUUAUGUCCCCUGAACAAAUAUUUUCUUAUGAUUGUUCUUAUAACGGCUUAGAUGCAUCGACCGGACGUGAAAGAGUUAAAAUUGAUGGUUUCCAAGAAUUUGAAGAACGAACAAAAAGUUUCUUAAGUGAAGCUAUUCGUAAAUGGUAUCCAGAAAAUUUUAAUGCAGAUAAUUCAAUUAACAUUGAAGAAAAAGAAAUGAAUACAUUUCUUCUCAAUAAAACACAAUAUUAUAUUGAUCGAUCCGAUGAAUAUUCAGCGCUUUUUAAAUAUAUAACAGGUGAUCAUAAGGAUUUCAUAUUAAUCAAUGAUAAAGCAAAUGGUCAACCUCUAAUGGCUUUAUCAAGUCAACCGGGUGAUGGAAAAACAAUGUUACUUGCAAAAUUUGUCUUAGAUAUGGAAGAAAAAAUGAAAGACAAAGCUAUUAUCUAUUAUUAUUUUGCUGAGGGAAUAUAUCAAUAUGGAAGUCAUUUCACAUUAACUAAUUUACAAUCAAAACUGUUAAAAUAUCUCAAUGAUAAUGAUAUAAAAUCCCCAAAAACGAAUGAGAAAUUUGACUAUAGUGAUGAUACAUCUCUUAAAGAUGUUAUUGCAGCUAUACCAAUACCAAUUAUUAUUAUUGUCGAUGGAUUGGAGAAAGGUGAUGUGCAUCAUACGCGAAAUUAUGAGGAUGAAUUUCCGUUCCUUUGGCUUUCUUCAUUGCUCAGUAAUCAUACAUAUAUUAUAGUUAGUACAGAAUUAAAUUCAAAUUUACAUCAAACAAUACGUAAUCAUUCGCAUUAUGCACUAGAACUUAACUUAUUAACAAGUGAACAACGUAGUUUAUAUAUUGAGAUGUUUUUUCAUAGUUUUAAUAAAAUUCUUGAGUCAGAACAAAAAUCACUACUUGUAGACAACAAGGGUGGUGAACAUUUUAUUUUUUUAUCUUAUGUUUGUGAAAAUCUUCGACAAUUUGGUGAUUAUUCUCUUGUUACCAAACGUCUCAAAACUUAUCCAUCGACCUUAGAUGAUUUACUUAACUUUCUAUUGAAUGAAGCUUAUGAAAUUAUUGACAAUCGACUACUUACUGAUGCGUUCUUUAAAUUAUUACUUAUAUCCGAUAUUGGUUUAAUAGAAUCAGAUAUGGUUAAUAUACUUCAACAUUAUUUGAAUAGAACUAUAGAUGUAAACCAAAUGAUAUGGGCAAUAUUACGAAGACAUGUAAAAAUAUUUCUCGAUACAACUUGGAUCACAGGAAGUCAAUAUAUUAUUUUUCGUGAUUCAUCCAUUGAAAAAUUAUUGCGACAACGUUGCUUGAAAGAUGAUGCAAAUGAAAUACGUACUCUUCAUGCAUUUAUGGCUGAAUUUUAUCGUAAAUAUUCGUCAACGAAAAAUUAUGCAACAUCUCGUGUAUUGUAUCAUUAUGAACAAGGACAUAUGUAUCAAGAACUUGUUUCAUAUUUACAUUCACCAGAAGGAUUUAUUGUUGCUCGACAUGAUCGAGAAAAUUAUUUACGUCGUCUUCGCUGUACAAACACACUUGGUUCUGUUGAUACUAUAGAUAAUCAACGUGCUUUUGCAUGUAAUGCAUGUGCUAAAAGAUUGAUAAUGUAUCCAUUUAUGAUACAAAAAAGUCCAUGUAUUAUUUGUUCGAAACAUAUUCCACCAGCAAGUUCAACUGAAAUACCUCUCGAGAAACGUGAAGCACGUGUUUGUCAAAAACAUGGUACAAAUGAUUAUUCACAAAAUUUUCAAUGUAUGCUUUGUAAAAAACUUCAACCAAUUUCAACAGGAGAAUCAGCAACACCAGCAAAAAAUUCAUUACCAUUAUAUAUUUGUGUUGAAUGUUGGUUGUCAGGUGGAGGAACAGAAUCACGUUGCUCUGGAUUUGCUUUAGACUAA
This is a messenger RNA of Adineta steineri, 2661 nucleotides long. The record is from the annotation of a GenBank genome assembly. Lineage: Eukaryota; Metazoa; Rotifera; Eurotatoria; Adinetida; Adinetidae.